Molecule: messenger RNA, 3036 nt
Organism: Venustampulla echinocandica
Lineage: Eukaryota; Fungi; Ascomycota; Leotiomycetes; Helotiales; Pleuroascaceae
Exons: 5
Coding region: 1-3036 (1011 amino acids)
Source: RefSeq, a predicted model, not a curated record
AUGAAUAGUGUAGAUCACGCAGCUGUCAGUACUCAUAGCAGGUCGUCGAGAGCAGCUCCGUCGCUGGCCCCGCACACAGCGUCCCCGUCUUCAGCGGCACUUCUCACCAGAAUCAGACAGCAGACAAAGGCAGUGGCCAAACUUAAGGAUAAACUGCAAGCAAUGAACAUCGUAUCUCGCCGAAAACCAGAAAGAAGCGAUGUCCAAAUGAAUAGAUCCGGAUCCGCCGCAGCAAUGGAUGUCAUCGAUCUGGUAUCCGAGAACUCGGAUCCCGACGACGAUGACGAUGAUGCCCUCCAACCGCAUGUAGGAGAUAGACAUCCAGGAAAAGAUCUAGCUAUGGAUGAUUAUGAACAGCAUCCUCCCGAUCUCAAUAGCCUUCUGGCGGACGAACAGCCCCACAAUCCAGAUGCCUUUGAGGGGGCAGAAGAGGAAUGGGAAGACUAUGACUUUGAUGACGUUUUCGACCCUGACGAAGAACUCGUCCGAGCAUUGAUGGAGGGGGCCGAGGGUCAGCCUUAUGAAAUAGCACAUCACAAUGGUCUACAACAUCCCGUCGAGCCACCGAUUGAUCUUGAGCAGGACUCACAGUACAUGCCGGACGUCCAAACGCGCAAGGACUGUGUUGAUGCCGUUCUAGCCAUUUUCCCUGACAUCUGUCGUGAUCAUGUUUCUGAACUUUACAACGACGUCUCGCGAGCUUCGGAUCGUCUAAUCGCCCAUAUUCUUGAUAAGAUGGAGAGCGGGAACCCGUACCCCAAGGCAAAAGAUACGAAGAAGACCCUGAAGAGGAAAAGGGAAGUUGAUGAAGAUGAGACAGUGAUACUAAAGUACGGGGCGGCUGACCGUUCCCCCGGGGCAUCGCGGCCUUAUAUACGCGCUAUCUUGAGCCAAGAAUUUUCUACAACCCCGAUGGCUUUCAUUGACGCAACGCUGAAUCAAUCGCAAUAUCGUUUGUUUCAUGCCUACCGAGUACUUGAGGAAGCCCAUCGAACGUAUGACCCAACAGAUCGACCGUACAACAAAAUCAAGAAACCUAGGUCCAUGCAACCGUUAUACCUAGCUGAAAACAUAAAGGCUUCCAUUGAGGAUAUAACGGCAGAUCCCGCGCUGGUUGAGGUUCUCCAGGAGUUACAGGCAUCGCGGAGGAUGAAGGAAAAGGCUGACAAGAAGCGGGAGGCUGAACUGCAAGCCGAGCUUGACGAACAAGCUAAUACCCAAAAAGCCCAAGAAGAGGGCACUAUGUCAGAAUGCGGAUGCUGCUUCGGAGAUUUCCCACUUAACCGAAUGGUGCAUUGUGAUAGCGAUAUCCUACAUUGGUUCUGCCGAGGUUGUGCGCGACAGACUGCGGAGACUGAGAUUGGAAACUCCAAGUAUGAGCUUCAUUGCAUGUCGAUGGAUGGAUGCAAGUCGGGAUUCACUAUGGACCAAAGAUCUCAAUUCUUGGACGAGAAAACAGUAAUUGCCCUCGAACGAAAUGAACAAGAAGCAAUGUUGCGCAUGGCUGGCAUAGAGAACCUUGCAAGCUGCCCAUUUUGCCCAUUUGCCGCUGAGUAUCCACCAGUCGAGGUCGAUAGGGAAUUCCGAUGCCAAGCUCCCGACUGUGAGAAAAUCAGCUGUCGACUAUGCAAGCUGGAUUCCCACAUCCCCAAGAGUUGCGAGGAAAAUGCUAAAGACAAUGGCCUUUCAAUUCGCCGCCAAAUCGAAGAGGCGAUGUCUGCGGCGCUAAUUAGGAAGUGCAACAAAUGUGGAACCCCAUUCGUCAAGGAGGAAGGCUGUAACAAGAUGACCUGCACGCGCAAUGGAUGUUACAAUGUGCAAUGCUAUGUUUGCUCCAAAUCCUGUGCUUAUGACCAUUUUAAUGAUCGAAGCCGGGGUGGCAAGUCCGGCAACUGUCCGUUGUUUGAGAGCGUCGAGGAUCGCCACAACGAGGAAGUCAAGAAAGCCGAGAAGGACGCCCUUGAGAAGAUUCGAGCUGAGCAUCCUGAGUAUACCGACGAGGACCUACAGAUAAAGGUAUCGGAUGCCGUCCUGAAGGAUGAGGAACGCCGGAAAUCGUUACAUCCUAGAAUGCGUGCUUAUCAGGCAGAAGCUGCACGUAUCAAUGCUCAUCGGCAUAUCUUACCACAAUACUAUGGUGCACGCCCUGCACCGCCGCCAGGAAACCAACCACAAGUAGCUGAUGAACUCGGAUGGGGAGAUGAACUCGAUCCCAUAAUAGAAAACCCUUUCGAAAACCCUUUCGAAAACCCUUUCGAUAACUUCGAUUUCGAUUUCGGCGAUGAGAUUUUUCAGGCUCACCGGCGUGGUUUUAUUGGUCAUCGCCCUCCUGUUCGAGCUCCAGCUGAACAAGCGCGACGUAAGGCGAUACCAGCUUUCCCAGUUUUCCCAAUUCUUGACGAGCCAGUUCGCAUACCUGAAUUUCCUGAGUUCAACUUCCCUAUUUUUCCGGAUCCUCCCAUGGCAUUUGCACCGCCAUUAAAUGCAGCGCCUGUGCGUGGAGCAAAUCCUGGGCCUGAAGUACCCGAGGCUCAAGCAUCGCCUCGAGAACGCCUCAUUAAAUUGCAAAAAGCGGAUAUGGAAAGACAGGCUGUAGCCCAUCGGAAGCUACAGAGACUACAACAGGAGGCUUGCGAUCGCCAUGCUCAACAGAACCAGGCGCUUAUGCAACAACCUGAAGCGCCUCGGGCGCCACCAGAACUAAAGUUACGAAUAGAUGGUCAUUUACGAAUGCAACCACGAGCCCUAGUACAGAUACAGCAAGAAUCAAUUCAGCGAAUGCAUCAGCAUAUGGAAGCAGUAAACCAAAGAGCUGAUCAGAUGAAUGAUGACUUCAACGCUCAUAAAUCACGGUAUUUAGAGGAGCAUAUGAUGAUCCGACAACAAAGAAUUCGGGAACAACAUCGGAAGUUACUAUUGGCGCAAUUUGAAGGCCAACUGCCAGUUGAUGGUGGUGCUGCUGCCCGUGCCGCGCUUGGUGUUAAUGGACUGAAAGAACAUCAACACGAUAACGACGGGCCUCCGUCUCUAGAAUAA